This is a messenger RNA of Cinclus cinclus, 1260 nucleotides long. It is a transcript of the gene RAD52, whose product is annotated as RAD52 homolog, DNA repair protein. The coding region runs from base 4 to 1260 and encodes 418 amino acids. NCBI's taxonomy places the organism in Eukaryota, Metazoa, Chordata, Aves, Passeriformes, Cinclidae. The record is from RefSeq and is a predicted model, not a curated record. Gene Ontology annotation, cellular component: nucleus. The transcript is spliced from 11 exons. Gene Ontology annotation, biological process: double-strand break repair via homologous recombination; DNA recombinase assembly; mitotic recombination.
GGGAUGCCUGAGAGCCAGGGGAAGGACAGUGAGAGCAGCAGUAGCAGCUCCAACUCUUUGGACUCAGUGGCUUCUUUUGGACAGUAUCAGUACACAGCCAGUGAGUAUCAAGCUAUCCAGCAAGCUCUGCGUCAGAGGCUGGGUCCAGACUACAUCAGCAGCCGGCAGGCAGGAGGAGGGCAAAAGGUCUGUUACAUUGAGGGUCACAAGGUCAUCAGUCUGGCUAAUGAAAUGUUUGGCUUCAAUGGCUGGGCUCAUUCAGUCACUCAGCAGAAUGUUGACUUUGUUGACCUCAACAAUGGCAGGUUCUAUGUGGGUGUCUGUGCUUUUGUGAAAGUUCAGCUUAAGGAUGGGUCAUACCAUGAAGAUGUGGGAUAUGGAGUCAGUGAAGGGCUGAAGUCUAAAGCCUUAUCCUUAGAAAAGGCAAGAAAGGAGGCAGUAACAGAUGGACUGAAGAGAGCACUCAAGUGCUUUGGGAAUGCUCUUGGGAACUGCAUCCUGGACAAGGACUACCUGCGAGCCGUGAACAAGCUUCCCCGGCAGGUACCCCCUGAGUUAGACUUGGUCAAAGCUAAAAUACAGGACUAUGAGCCUGAAAUAGAGAAAGCAAGAUAUGGCAGCUAUGUGGAAAGGCAGAACGCAGCAGGGAGACAGAACUGUGAGGUGGUACCUAGCUGUAAGCCUGGCCAGACAGAGGCUGCUGUAGUGACAGCAGAUCAGAAACAGCCCAAUGCUCCCAGAAGCACAGACUCCCUGGCCAUGGAGUGUGAUGCCACUUACCAGAGGAAACUGCGCCAAAAGAGGCUGCAGCAGCAGUUCCGGGAGCAGAUGGAGAAAAAGCAGCAGGUCCCAGGAGUUACUCCCAGCAGCAAACAGGUGACAUCCAAUUCUGCCAUGGAGCACAGCACUCCACCAGAAGUGCAACAAGAGCUGGCAAUAGAAGAGGAGUUCUUUGCAGAUGAUCCUGAACUUUGGGACAUUCCCAUGGAGAGCACUGACCUAAAGGUAACGGGUGCCAAAAUACCAGAGCCCACCUCAGCUGCACGCCAGGCACCUGAGAUGCCCCAUGGCCAUCAGCAGAUGAGCACUCGCAGCAGGACACCCCGCAGGGGGAACCAGCACAAAGCUGCUGCCAGGCUGGCACAGCUGCAGCCCCCUGCUGCAGCCCCCAGCACCAGCUGUGCCCACCAGCACACCCCAGGGUGCAGCCCACUCGGGAGAAGUCAGAGCUUGAAGAAAAGGAGGCUGGAACCUAUGUGA